GCGAAUCCGUCAGUCAGUCGUGCCGUUCACACCCGGUCGAGUCGUACGCGAGUAAUCGUACACCGACUCCGCUACCGCUGUCGUCGUAUUUUUUUUUUGAAUAUCGGUUAUAAAAAUAAUAAUUAAUAAAUUAUAAAAUAAUUUCAAACGAGGAAAUGCAUGAGAAUUCCAACUGUUGAUUUCGCGAGUUUUUCGUCCGUCGGGUGUGCGGUAAUUUUUCCGAAUUCGAAAAUUUUUUUUCCACGCGUGUUUUCGAGUUAAGUUCCGGAAACACAGAAUAAAAAUACGAGGAUUACCUAUAUUCCAAUAAUAUUAUACAUACUUCGUCGUGUCGCGGGCGGUCGCGAAAGUGUCUGCCACAGUUUCCGCGCACAACCGUGCACAAUAUACAACUUAAUACUAUACGCAUAAUAUUGAAUAAAUAGGAAAGGUACCUGUAUAUACCUCCAAGUCCGCCAUCGAGCCGCCCACACCUCCGAGCCCGACAUGCGGAGGUUUUUGUUGGCGGUAAUCGUGUUGUCGGUGCACCGUCGGUGGGACGGAUGCGCCUACCCGACGUCUGCGGAGUCAGACGGAGAAUGCCGCGUGGCCGUACAGCGGUUCCGGUCAGUCGGCCUAUACGACACUCCGACGUCGCGGAUUGACCAAGGAGACAAUCUGAAAGUGUGUCAGUCGAGGAAGAGCUGUUGCAAUGCCGCCACCGAGGCUCGGCUGAUAGACAUGGUGGACAGCGAAUACAAGAGACACCUGGCCACGCAGGCGGGCUACGUUUAUGACCUGCUCAAUUCCACCGCCCAUCACUUGCAAGAUCACAUGACGCACAUGAUCCGGAAGUCCAAGAGCAAAACGGUUCGGGUGCUGGCGGAUGUGUACGCGAGCAUCGAAGAACCUGCCACGGGUCCGUUGGACGCUUUUUACGGGCGGCUGUCGCGGUACGUGCACGAGGACCCGGAAACGACCCCGGCGACGAGCCUGGAGGACGCGGCUUCCCGGCUGUUCUCUGACCUGUUUCCGGUCGUCUACCGGACGGUGGCCGCGGCUGCGGAUAGACCGGACGGCGGCGCGACCGAGUUCGACGAGGAUUACGUCCAGUGUCUAGCUGGCAAAGCGUUUGACGUUAAACCGUUCGGUGACGUGCCGUACACGCUGGCCAAGGACAUUUCCAGGACGUUUGCCGCCACCAACGUACUCGUACACGCACUCAGAUAUGGCGGGCAACUGGUGGACGAAGAGCACUCCCGAUCGUGGCUGGGCUACGGAAAUACGGAACAGUGUUCGGCGGCGCUGACCCGGAUGAGACAGUGCUCGUGGUGCGACGGCAAGGACGCGAAACCGUGUCACGGGCUGUGCGUGAACGUGAUCCGCGGGUGUCUGGCCAGGGAGACGGCGCACCUGGACGCGCCGUGGACCGGAUACUACGAGGCCGUCGACCGGCUGGUGUCGGCCAUCAACAACGGUCAGUCGUCGGUGUGUCUGGAGGACCUGCUCAGAUCCCUGCACUCGAGGAUAUCCGAAGCCAUCAUGUACGCGAUGAACCACGCUUCCGACAUACAAAACAACGUGAAAUACUUCUGCGGUCCUGCGAGGUGGAACACUCAAGCCCCGGCUACAGUUUCGUCGUCGGGCGUGGCCAAGACGCCGGAGAGCCAGGAAGUGUGGAACGUCGAGGAAGAGGACCUUAGCACCGCGCUGCUUACAUCCAAGUUGACCAAGUUCUCCGACCCGGAAACCGCGGUUAGGGUCCGGGGACUGUUCUCGGACAUGGCACGGUCCAUGUGCACAAACUACACGACGACGGACUGCUGGAACGGACGAGCGGUUGGAGAGUAUACGGAUAACGUCGUCGGUCCGUUGUUGAGCGCUCAAAUGUACAACCCGGAAUUCGAUUGGACGGCUUCCAUCAACACACAAGACAACAAAGAGGCGGAAGUCAUCGACAAGCUCAGGCACAUCAGACAAACUGUAUUGAACCAAUUGAGUUCGAGUCCACAAUCAGACUCGUUCAUGGCCGACGAGGCCGAAGGGUCCGGCGAAGGCAGCGGCACUGGCAGGGGAGGUAACUCCGGCUGGGACGACGACGACGAUAACGCAGACUACUCAUCGGGCGAAGGUUCCGGCGAAAAUCCGAUCACCACUCAGUUACCCAACGGCGACGAUUCACAAUUCAAACCGACUGAUAAUUCGGGACCGAAUUCGAGACCGGACGUUGUGAUGAACGGCAACGAACCGUCGGGCGCCGCCCCGUCUACACGACUGCACGCACCCCUAUUGAUAACGGUGUGCAUGAUGGUCAUCCCCGCGUUGCAGCAGCUGCAGACGAGGAUAUAUUUUUGAACAUACUUUUUAUUUUUUGUUUUCGUCGCGUUAAGUUAUUAUUAUAUAUUGUUGUUAAGUAAAACUUUGUUCUUGGAUUUACUCGGCUUUUCUUUAGGGUACCUUUUCGAAAAUAUAUAUAUAUAUGUACAAGUUAUAACACUUCUGGACACAAAUUAAUCGUUUAAUUGUUUUAAACUUUUCUUUUUUCCAAAAUGAGACUACUUUUUAAUUUGUCGUCAUUAUAUAUUUGUUUUUUUUUUUACGUCCUUUAGACUGAUAAAAUUUGUAUUCAUAUGAUAUUAUUUAUGUGUAAAAUGUUCUCUGUAACCUAUAUAUGUUUGUAUAUGUUUGUUGUCGAAAACCAAGCGCAAUAAUUUGUAAUAACAAUCGUUAAUAUAAUAUUAUAUAUAUAUAUAUUAUAUACCAUUAGGCUUAUAUUAUUAUACUAAUACGAAAUAACCCAAUUUUUAACUUUGUCUUUUAACGGUUUAUUUGUUGUUCUCGAGCAAUACAUAAUAAUAAUUUAUAUUUUAAAAUAAUGUAAACUUACUAUAAAACAAAAAAAAACAAUGUACAUAUUCGUUUAGUUUAGUUUUGAACACUUAUCCGUAAUAAUCUGUCUAUAUAUAUAUAUUAUAUUGUUAAGCUCGUUUAUUCGAAGCAAGAUUUUGUAUUUUCACUAGUUCCACAUUUUUUAUUUGUAAUUCUUAUUUUUACUUUUCUCACUCAUGGCGAUAUGGUUUUAUUUUUUUUUAUGAGUCAAGCCGGAGAAUGACAAAAAAGGCUGACUCCAGAGCACGAUUUUCACGCCAUAAUACAUCGUACGUAGACUAUUGUCUAAAAUAAUAUUUCAAUACACGAACAAACAGUAAACAAUUUAUUAAUUUAAUAAUAAUAAUACUAUAAUAUAAAGUAGCUUAUGUGUAGUACAUAGGUAAUAUUAUAUUAUAUAUAGGUCAUUAUUAAUUACCGUCGUAAUUUUGUCGUCGUCGUUUCAAGAUGGAAUCGGAUUUUAGAUUUUAAAAAAUGAGAGAGAGUGAGAGAGGGAAAUAAAAAAAAUAACGACCCUCGAAGAACGUAUAUGGAAGAACGAGCCGACAUAAUAUUUAUUAUUAUAUAUAUGAUAUUGUUCAUUUAUUUUUUAAAUUAUUAUUAUUAUCAGAGACACGUUUUUUUGUGUAACGCGUUUUUUUUUACCGUGAGACGUAAUAUAUAUGAUAUCGUGUGAAUGCACUUAUGCUAUGUGCAACAUAAUAUAUAUGCAGCAGACGCUACGACACCGAUAACGGGAUUGUGGGCACUGCACGCGAGUGUGGUCGUCAUCGGAUAUUCAUAUUGGGCUUCCAGCGGGUGAGAGAAUUGCUUGCUAAAUAAAAAAUAAAAUUUCCUAUAUUUUUCGACGUUGAA
Molecule: messenger RNA, 3723 nt
Organism: Myzus persicae (green peach aphid)
Lineage: Eukaryota; Metazoa; Arthropoda; Insecta; Hemiptera; Aphididae
Product: division abnormally delayed protein-like
Exons: 8
Coding region: 487-2334 (615 amino acids)
Biological process (GO): regulation of protein localization to membrane; positive regulation of canonical Wnt signaling pathway; cell migration
Cellular component (GO): plasma membrane; extracellular region; cell surface
Source: RefSeq, a predicted model, not a curated record